Molecule: messenger RNA, 2977 nt
Organism: Sceloporus undulatus (fence lizard)
Lineage: Eukaryota; Metazoa; Chordata; Lepidosauria; Squamata; Phrynosomatidae
Gene: STRADB
Product: STE20 related adaptor beta
Exons: 12
Coding region: 202-1452 (416 amino acids)
Biological process (GO): protein phosphorylation
Molecular function (GO): protein kinase activity; protein serine/threonine kinase activator activity; ATP binding
Source: RefSeq, a predicted model, not a curated record
CUCCUCAGGGGUUGCUGCUGGUGGGAGAAGGAGGAGGAGAGUGGGGCGGCCCCUCUCCCUUCAGCCCCUCUUUCUUUCCUCUGGGGUGAGGCCUUGGGGCGCCCAUAUCCCCCUCCCCGAAGAGCCCCGUUGAGUUCAAUGGGGACUUACCUCCAAGGUAAAUGGGUUUGCAUGGCAUUUUCCCUGCACUAAGGCAGUUCCAUGUCUUGUUUGGACUGUUCCUGUAUUCUACGGACACAAGUUGAAACCUUUGAAGCAGAAAAGCAGUCUGAAGGCAGUAGCAGUCAAGACGUGACAGAUGAACCUGCUGUAUGCUGGGGCCAGCUGACUCAGAUACAGGAUGAACAAAUAUCAUGGGCCUCUGAUGUAUCCCAUUAUGAUCUCCAGGUGGAAAUAGGAAGAGGAUGCAAUAAUUUAACUUCAAUCUACCUCGCACGUCAUAUCCCUACAGGAACAUUGGUAGCUGUAAGGAUUACAGAUCUGGAAGGAUGUUCUGAAGAGCACUUGAAAGCUUUACAACAUGAAGUAAUAUUAUCCCACUCCUUUCGUCAUCCCAAUAUCUUGACUCUGUGGGCAGUGUUCACUGCUGGAAGCUGGCUUUGGAUUAUUUAUCCUUUCAUGGCCUAUAGUUCAGCCAGUCAUCUCUUGAGGACUUAUUUCCCUGAAGGCAUGAGUGAAGUUUUGAUUGGAAAUAUUCUGUUUGGAGCAAUUAGUGCCUUAAACUACAUGCACCAACAAGGGUACAUACACAGAAGUAUUAAAGCUAGCCACAUCCUAAUUUCAGGGGAUGGCCUAGUUUAUCUCUCUGGCUUGAGCCACCUCUACAGUUUAGUCAGCAGUGGGCAGCGGCUAAAAGCUGUGUAUGAUUUCCCCCAGUUCAGUACAUCAAUGCUUCCUUGGCUGAGCCCUGAACUAUUAAGGCAGGAUAUGCACGGAUACAAUGUGAAGUCUGACAUCUAUAGUGUGGGCAUUACAGCAUGUGAACUAGCUAAUGGGCAUGUACCUUUUCAGGACAUGCCUCGUACACAGAUGCUACUGCAGAAGCUUAAAGGUCCAUCUUAUUGUCCCUGGGUGAUAAAUACUUUUCCACGUGGUGAGUCCAGGAUAAAAAAUUCACGGUCAGGGAUUGACUCUGGAAUUGGUGAAAGCAUGACCCACACAUUGACAAGUGAGAGAUUGCAGACACCACCAAAAACAUUUUCCCCUGCUUUCCAUAACUUGAUAGAACUCUGUUUGCAUCAAGACCCAGAAAAAAGGCCAUCAGCAAGAGGUCUACUGUCACAUGCUUUUUUCAAGCAGGUAAAAGAACAAACAAAGGGUUCAUUACUUUCCUUGUUGCCUCCUUCCAUCCAGUACACUCAGUCACAAAUACCAGCAGUGCAUUCAGCAGCCAUCUGGAGCAAAUCUGGAUGUAAUUUGCCAAAAGAAAGAGAGAUGUAUUGGGAAUUCUGAAGAUACCAAAAGAUACCACUGACAUCUGUUUUUAAAAAUGUGAUUUUUUUUGCUGCUUUUGUUUUUAAAAUACAAAUGUUUGUGACAUACUUGAAAAUAUUAAAUAUUUGUAUAGUUGAUUCCAUAGAGGGAGGAAAAUUUCCCCAAAAUGGUACUAUUUACUUCUUGAAUAACAGACUUAUCCACUUGCUAUGAAGCAUCUUUAUAUUCUUGUACCUGAACUGUAAUGGUGAUAAAGGUCUUGCUUGUUGUAGGACAUGAUAAUACCUAUGCUGUUAGUACCACUGAAGGAUUAAUCUGAAAUACUGUUUCUGUUCUGUCACAUUUUUAUAGUGUACUGUUAAUUGCCAUGCCAACUAUCUUAUCACUUCAUACGCUUUGUGUUUAAAAAGUAGUGCCUUCUACCUUUGAGGAGGUGGCAGUGUGCAAAUCCAUUGAAGCUGUGAUGGCUCUUCUGCCACAUCCUGCAGUAUCUGAAGUAGCCAGAUAUUGUACUGUAACCUGAAAGAAAUAGCUGUGAUUUCUUACUUCAAAGUAUUCUGCACAACCUAACAUAGGAAGAGUAAUGCAGUAGUCCCUCCACAUUGGCUGGGAUUAGGGGUGAAAGUCCCCUAUGAAUGUGGAAAAACCACAAAUAAAAAAGCCCUUUUUACCUGGGAGAGGAAGCCUCUCCAGGUCCUCCAGUGCAACUCUAUGGCCAACAUCUCCCAGAGUUGAUCAUAGAAUCAUGCCUAGAGAACUUCUAUGUUCUCCACCACAACUCUAUGGUCAACUUCAGGCAGAGUUGCACUGGAAGACCUAGAGAGAGAAAGAGAAUGAAAUUAUUUGAUUAUAUUCUUUUUAUAUUGCUUAUUAGUCCACAGCUGUUAUAGUAGCUAAAAUGUCACAUGUGAGGGAUUAUACCUAGCUAGCCUUUAAAUGGCAGUUUGUAGGACUAAUCUAGAGAAAGGAGUCUAUAAAACAGGCAAAGAAUAAUGAAUGAUUUGUUGUGUCAAAAAGCUGGAAAAAUCGAUACAGCGGUUCUAGCAGAUGAUGACUAUUAGGGGUAUUCUGUUGCAAACACAAUUAUGGAAAGCAAUAUAUUCUAAAUUAAGAUAACCUUAAAGUUUGCAUUUUGACUUUUUAAUGUGCUUUUCAUUGAGAAGAAAAGCCCAAAUGACAUAAAUAAUGGAAAGCAAUAGAAAUGGACUGGCAAGGUACAGGCUUUUUGUAGAACUGUGAACAUUAACUUAACCAAAACUUUUGUUCUGUGUACAGCAUGUAACUGGUACUUGGGAUAGCUCUAAUACUGAGAUAUUAAGAAUUAUAUUUUAUUAACGUACAUUUUAUUUAAUCAUGUAAAAUAGAUGUUAGUUUAAUUUUUUAAGUGUGUAACUUCACAAUAUUAUAUCAAAUGUGAUACAACUAGCAUCACAAGUGUCCUUCUCAUAGGAAACUACUGAAGUAAAACUAUAUUAGCCAUCUUUUGCAAACUCUGUUUUGAGUAAUGUAACUGGAAUAAAAUACACCUAUUUAAAAAAAGCCA